Molecule: messenger RNA, 1956 nt
Organism: Eptesicus fuscus (big brown bat)
Lineage: Eukaryota; Metazoa; Chordata; Mammalia; Chiroptera; Vespertilionidae
Gene: ATP6V1H
Product: ATPase H+ transporting V1 subunit H
Exons: 14
Coding region: 239-1690 (483 amino acids)
Biological process (GO): proton transmembrane transport
Cellular component (GO): vacuolar proton-transporting V-type ATPase, V1 domain; lysosomal membrane
Molecular function (GO): proton-transporting ATPase activity, rotational mechanism
Source: RefSeq, a predicted model, not a curated record
UGCCGCCACCCCGACUGCCGGCUGCCUGCUGCCUGCGCUGCCCUCAACGUCUCCGCGGUGGUGGGACCUCUUCACUCCCCGGCGCCCGAGUCUCCCGCCGUCGCUCAGGCCUCCGGACCCGCCGGAGAGGUUCCCACUCGGCGCCCUAGCUCGGCGGGGCCCCGACACCCGGACCGCCGCCCCCUCCCAGCCGCCUUCGGCAAAAUUGUUGGAAAACUUCCAAGAGCAUAAAAUUUAGAUGACGAAAAUGGAUAUCCGUGGUGCCGUGGAUGCUGCUGUUCCAACCAACAUCAUUGCUGCCAAGGCUGCAGAAGUUCGCGCGAACAAAGUGAACUGGCUGUCCUACCUUCAGGGACAGAUGAUUUCUGCUGAAGAUUGUGAAUUCAUUCAAAGGUUUGAAAUGAAAAGAAGUCCUGAGGAGAAGCAAGAAAUGCUUCAAACUGAAGGCAGUCAGUGUGCUAAAACAUUUAUAAACCUGAUGACUCAUAUCUCCAAAGAACAGACAGUUCAGUACAUACUAACUAUGGUCGAUGAUAUGUUGCAGGAAAAUCAUCAGCGUGUUAGCAUUUUUUUUGACUAUGCUAAACGGAGCAAGAACACUGCCUGGUCCUACUUUCUGCCAAUGUUGAAUCGCCAGGAUCUCUUUACUGUUCAUAUGGCAGCAAGAAUUAUUGCCAAGUUAGCAGCUUGGGGAAAAGAAUUGAUGGAAGGCAGUGACUUAAAUUACUAUUUUAAUUGGAUAAAAACUCAGCUGAGUUCACAGAAACUGCGUGGUAGCGGUGUUGCUGUUGAAACAGGAACAGUCUCUUCAAGUGAUAGCUCUCAGUAUGUGCAGUGUGUUGCUGGGUGUCUGCAGCUGAUGCUUCGGGUCAAUGAGUACCGCUUUGCCUGGGUAGAAGCAGAUGGGGUAAACUGCAUAAUGGGGGUUCUGAGCAACAAAUGUGGCUUUCAACUCCAGUAUCAAAUGAUUUUUUCAAUAUGGCUCCUGGCGUUCAGUCCUCAAAUGUGUGAGCACCUGCGGCGCUAUAAUAUCAUUCCUGUCCUGUCCGAUAUCCUGCAAGAAUCUGUCAAAGAGAAAGUGACAAGAAUCAUCCUUGCAGCAUUCCGUAACUUUUUAGAAAAAUCAACUGAAAGAGAAACUCGCCAAGAAUAUGCUUUGGCUAUGAUUCAGUGCAAAGUUCUCAAACAGUUGGAGAACUUGGAACAGCAAAAGUACGAUGAUGAAGACAUCAGCGAAGAUAUAAAAUUUCUUUUGGAAAAACUUGGGGAGAGUGUUCAGGAUCUUAGCUCAUUUGAUGAAUACAGUUCAGAACUUAAAUCUGGAAGAUUGGAAUGGAGUCCUGUGCACAAAUCUGAGAAAUUUUGGAGAGAAAAUGCUGUAAGGUUAAAUGAAAAGAAUUAUGAACUUUUGAAAAUUUUGACAAAACUUCUGGAAGUAUCAGAUGAUCCACAAGUCUUAGCUGUUGCUGCUCAUGAUGUUGGAGAAUAUGUGCGGCAUUAUCCACGAGGCAAACGGGUCAUUGAGCAGCUUGGUGGGAAGCAACUGGUGAUGAACCACAUGCACCACGAAGACCAGCAGGUUCGCUACAACGCUCUCCUGGCUGUGCAGAAGCUCAUGGUGCACAACUGGGAAUAUCUUGGUAAACAGCUCCAAUCGGAGCAACCUCAGACUACUGCUGCCCGAAGCUGAACCAGCCUCCCAUGUCACCUGUGAUGCGGAACACCUGGAGUGCGAAUUUCAGUAGUUAAAUAAUUUUUCAUUUUAUGUGUAAUUUUCUUCUGUUGUGUAGCUGUUUCCACUGCUGAUUUCUAGUAAAAGUGUUUGCCCAUCAAUCUGUAUAAAAGUAAAUGCUUUCUGUACCUAAGGAAAAGAUUACUGUUACAUAUAUUGCUUGUAUUUCUAUAUUUAUUAUUCUCUGGAAAUGAAUAUAGUUAUUAAAGGAUUCUCACUCCAAA